This is a messenger RNA of Solanum stenotomum, 772 nucleotides long. Its product is annotated as floral homeotic protein PMADS 1. Gene Ontology annotation, cellular component: nucleus. Bases 59 to 739 code for a protein of 226 amino acids. Gene Ontology annotation, biological process: positive regulation of transcription by RNA polymerase II. The transcript has 7 exons. The record is from RefSeq and is a predicted model, not a curated record. Gene Ontology annotation, molecular function: RNA polymerase II cis-regulatory region sequence-specific DNA binding; protein dimerization activity; DNA-binding transcription factor activity, RNA polymerase II-specific. Lineage: Eukaryota; Viridiplantae; Streptophyta; Magnoliopsida; Solanales; Solanaceae.
AACUUGACCUUUUAGGGUUUGAGUAUUCAAGAUCUCAAAAAAAAAAAAAAAAAGAGUUAUGGCUCGUGGUAAGAUCCAGAUCAAGAAAAUAGAAAACCAAACAAAUAGGCAAGUGACUUAUUCAAAGAGAAGAAAUGGGCUAUUCAAGAAGGCUAAUGAACUUACUGUUCUUUGUGAUGCUAAAGUUUCAAUUGUUAUGAUUUCUAGUACUGGAAAACUUCAUGAGUUUAUAAGUCCCUCUAUCACGACCAAGCAAUUGUUCGAUCUGUACCAAAAGACUAUUGGAGUUGAUAUUUGGACUACUCACUAUGAGAAAAUGCAAGAGCAGCUGAGGAAGUUAAAGGAUGUUAAUAGGAAUCUACGAAAAGAGAUCAGGCAGAGGAUGGGAGAAAGCCUAAAUGAUCUGAACUAUGAACAGUUGGAAGAGCUCAUGGAAAAUGUGGACAAUUCUCUGAAGCUUAUUCGUGAAAGAAAGUAUAAGGUGAUUGGCAAUCAGAUUGAAACAUACAGGAAGAAGGUUAGGAAUGUGGAAGAAAUACAUAGAAAUCUCCUGCUUGAAUUUGAUGCAAGACAAGAGGAUCCAUAUGGUGGAUUAGUUGAACAAGAAGGAGACUACAAUUCCGUGCUUGGAUUCCCCACUGGAGGGCAUCAUAUAUUAGCCUUAGGCCUUCAACCAAAUAACAAUCAUCAUCUUCACAGUGGAGGCGGCUCUGAUAUUACUACUUUUGCUCUAGGUUGAGUAGUAGUAAUUAAUUCACCUUAUUGUAAUUUU